Molecule: messenger RNA, 900 nt
Organism: Ascochyta rabiei
Lineage: Eukaryota; Fungi; Ascomycota; Dothideomycetes; Pleosporales; Didymellaceae
Product: 3'-5'-exoribonuclease
Exons: 2
Coding region: 1-900 (299 amino acids)
Biological process (GO): nuclear polyadenylation-dependent rRNA catabolic process; nuclear polyadenylation-dependent mRNA catabolic process; U4 snRNA 3'-end processing
Cellular component (GO): cytoplasmic exosome (RNase complex); nuclear exosome (RNase complex)
Source: RefSeq, a predicted model, not a curated record
AUGCCCCGAGAAGCUGAAAUCUCCGUCAACGAGCGCGAGUUCAUCAAGCAGGCGCUGCAGGAGCAGAUUCGCCUCGAUGGCCGCGCGUUCGAUGCAUUCCGCGCCUUGGAGCUUACCUUUGGAGACGAAUAUGGUGUCGCGGACGUGCAGCUGGGCAAGACGAGAGUGGUUGCGCGAAUCUCAGUCGAUGUAGUCACCCCAGCGCCGGAGCGCAAGUUCGACGGCGUCUUCCAGAUUGUCACAGAGUUCUCGCCCAUGGCCUCGCCUGCCUUUGAGAUUGGCCGGCCUACAGAUGCCGAAGUCAUUCUCUCGCGCAUUCUCGAAAAGGCGAUUCGCCGCUCCAACGCCCUCGACACCGAGUCGCUGUGCAUCAUUGCUGGACAGAAGUGCUUUGCUCUCCGCGCCGACGUGCACAUCAUCGACCAUGAUGGCGGACUGAUCGACGCUUCGUGUAUCGCUGUCAUGGCCGCGCUGCAGCACUUCAGGCGACCUGACGUCCAGGUCGAGGGCGAGAAGGCCAUCAUCUUGAGCGUCCGCGAGCGCGAACCCAUACCGCUGUCAAUUCUGCACCAGCCGCUGUGCGUCACCUUUUCCUACUUUGAGGAAGGCGAGAUCUAUUUGGUCGAUGCCAAUGUAGCCGAGGAGCAGGUCCGCCAGGGCCAAGUCAUCAUCACCAUGAACAAGCACGGCGAAAUCUGCCAGAUUGCAAAGUAUGGCGGUGCCACCGUAAACCCAUUGGCCCUUUUAAACUGCACCAACAUCGCGUUGGAGAAGGUCAAGCAGAUGAGCAAGUUCAUCCAGCAGAAGCUUGACGCGGACAACAAGAAGAGGAAUCCAAAGGGCUUGCUGAGUGAGCUGAGCGCUGAGAACGCCAGAGAGAAUGCUGCGAUUCCAGGAUGA